Molecule: messenger RNA, 1003 nt
Organism: Ictidomys tridecemlineatus (thirteen-lined ground squirrel)
Lineage: Eukaryota; Metazoa; Chordata; Mammalia; Rodentia; Sciuridae
Source: RefSeq, a predicted model, not a curated record
UCAAAUGCUCUUGGGUGAAUUAUUAAGAAAGUGCUAUCUGAAAAUUCCAGGGAACCAAUGUAGGAAGAGUGAAUUCCCUGCAAUCAACAUUAAAGUUGCUGCAGUGUCUACUCUUUCCCUCGUGCUGGGGGCACCGAGGGCCUUUGGAAACACCAGUGGACUGGUAAAUGAGUAUAUAGUGGGCAGGAGCUGGGUCAGGGGAAGAAAGAAGCCACUGUAUCUGAUGUCGGAGAGAAGGGAGUGAGACACAGCCCUAGAAGAAGACAGUGGCACAGUGCCCUUCUUCUCCUUGGAGGAACAAUGUCCUUGUGAUCUUGGUAGGAAAUUACCUGAGACUCCAUCCACUUUCUUGGCUUCUGUUGUGCUGGGCUGCCAGGAGCCUGGAGAAGAUGAAGGCAUCCGUGAUGCUCUUCCUCCUUGGCUACCUCAUGGUUCCAAGUGGUGCUCGCGUCUUGGGGCGUUGCACCGUGGCUGAUAUGCUCUACAGAGGAGGCCUGGAUUAUUUUGAAGGUUACAAACUUGAAAACUGGGUUUGCCUGGCUUAUUAUGAGAGCAAGUUCAACCCCUCGGCUGUGUAUGAGAAUGAGAUUACUGGCCACACUGGCUUCGGCCUCUUUCAGAUCCGUGAGGACCUGUGGUGUGACCAUGGCAAGAAUCUCUGUAGUGUGUCCUGUUCUGAGUUACUGAAUCCAGAUUUAAAGAAGACGAUUGAGUGUGUCAAGAAAAUCGUAAAAGGAAAACAAGGAAUGGGGGCGUGGCUCAACUGGACCCGGAACUGCCAGUUUUCUGACACUCUGUCGCGGUGGCUGGAUGGGUGCAGGCUGUAGUUCAGAGGUUCUGCAACACUCAGAAGCUGCAUCUUGUGACCGAAGAGGCUUCUCUCUCUUUGCCGCUUCACUUAAUCCUGAUAUUAUCUCACCACUUGACAGCUCGGGAUGGACAGGGGGAAAGUUUGCUUUAUUCAGGGAUGUGGGAUACAGAAUAAACCAAGUUUGUUACUCAU